Schistosoma margrebowiei is the source of this 2124-nucleotide messenger RNA. The record is from the annotation of a GenBank genome assembly. Lineage: Eukaryota; Metazoa; Platyhelminthes; Trematoda; Strigeidida; Schistosomatidae.
AUGAUAAACGUAAUCCCACGAAGUAGUAUCAUAAGUGAUUUCCUUAAAAACCAAAAAAUAUUGAAUCUAGGAGACGCAGGAACGAAUGUAAUUUAUCUAGUGGUGAAAACUUGCCUUUCUAGGGCAGAAGGAUUAAAGGCAUAUGUUCAAAGAACACAGCCUCCUUGUUCUGAUUCCCGUUCUUCUUGUAGCACUUUAACGUCACAAAUGACAGGAACAUCUAAGAAAUCCCACGAUUUUCACAAACCCAAUAUGUCUUCGUCUUUGAAAGGAGACCCCGGCGGUUUUACUGUCGAAGAACUGGAGGUACUGAGAUCCACGUCCGUUAUAAAUGGUCGUGAGUAUUUACCGUUUCUUGACGCCCUUGAUCUACAAGAACGAUUUUCCUUUGCUAAUCCUUUUGUUGAUAAAGAUGGACUUUUAGCACUGUCAAAUAAACAGAAAUCUUUACUUAGCCGUUGGGUACGUCCUUCUGAUUACAUUAAUGGACCAAAAAUGAUUUUGGCAAUAUCUUGUUUUUCUAUAUGCCAAACUGUAGUUACUGAUUGUUCAUUUGUCGCAUCGAUGGCGAUUGCUGCUCAAUAUGAACGACGUUUUAAAAAAAAGCUCAUUACAAAUGUUAUAUAUCCUCAAGGCAUAACUAAUGAAGCUAUUUAUAAUCCAUGUGGAAAAUACAUGGUUCGUUUAAAUUUCAACGGAGUUCCACGAAAGGUAAUUAUAGAUGACUUUUUGCCAAUGGGAAAGGAUGGAAAGCUGCUAUGUUGUUAUUCAAAUAAUCAAAAUGAAUUAUGGGUAUCUUUAUUAGAAAAAGCUUAUAUGAAAGUGAUGGGCGGAUAUGAUUUUCCAGGAUCAAAUUCGAAUAUUGAUCUGCAUGCAUUGACUGGUUGGAUUCCUGAACGUAUCUCCAUUCGAUCUAGUUCUACAAGUUUUGAUAAAGAUAAAGAAUUUCGUCGUCUUUUAAGUCGAUUUCAUAAAGGUCACUGUCUAGUUACAAUUGCAACUGGACAGUUAUCCGAUGAUGAAAGUGAACGGUCAGGUUUAGUUCCAACUCAUGCUUAUGCUAUGUUAGAUAUACGUGAGGUGGAGGAUUAUCGUUUAUUUUUACUGAAAAAUCCAUGGAGUCAUAUGCGUUGGAAAGGUAAUUUCUCUGAGCGUGAUUCAAAACACUGGACCCCCAGUAUGCAAGCUAAGCUGAAUUUUGAUAGAUCAUCUGCACAGUUAAUUGAUAAUGGUGUAUUUUGGAUAGAUUAUGAUUCUUUAUGUCAUUUCUUUGAUGUAUUUUACAUUAAUUGGGAUCCAGGACUAUUUCAAUAUACUACAUGUGUUAAUGAUUGUUGGCUUGCUGGAUCUGGACCAAAGAAAGAUUCUUACGCUAGUGCUGAAAAUCCACAGUAUAAUUUGGAAGUUACUGCCCAAACUGAAUCACCUAUAUGGGUGCUUUUAACAAGACAUAUUGUAGAUAAAGCAGAUUUUGCCGAAAACAAAGAAUUCAUUGCAGUGGUUGUUUAUAAAGAUGUCAAAUCUCGUAAAGUCUAUUAUCCUUAUGAUCCUGCACCAUUUUGUGAUUCUGUACGUAUUAAUAGUCCACAUUGUUUAGUUAAAAUGCUUCAAGAUCCUGGGACAUGCAAUUACAUUCUUUUGAUUUCACAAUAUGAGAAAUCAAUAACAAUUUAUUAUACAUUACGUGUAUAUUCAACAGCACCAUUUACCUUGUCAAAAAUCAAAGAUCCCUAUACUAUAUCAAAACAAAUUACUGGUGAGUGGAAAGGAUCAAAUGCUGGUGGCUGCAUAAAUGACAAAGAAAGUUAUAGAACUAAUCCACGAUUUGAAAUUAAUGUACCAAAUAAUAAUUGUGAUAAUCAGCUUUUGAUUGAAUUGCGUGGACCAAGAGAUUAUGCACUGGGCUUAGAAUUAAUUCGUAUAUCUGCUACAAAUGAUCAAGCACCCAAUCAGCAAAAUCGAUCAACUACUGGAGAUUACAGAAGAGGAUAUGUUGUUCUAGAACAAGCUGGUCUCUCUGGUGGUGUAUACAAUGUAAUUGUUUCCACUUAUCGACCUGGCCAAGAAGGACCAUUUAUUCUCUCGAUUAAAUCUAUAAGUAAUUUUACAAUAACCCCCAUAUGA